Molecule: messenger RNA, 546 nt
Organism: Gossypium arboreum
Lineage: Eukaryota; Viridiplantae; Streptophyta; Magnoliopsida; Malvales; Malvaceae
Product: S-adenosylmethionine carrier 1, chloroplastic/mitochondrial-like
Exons: 4
Coding region: 1-546 (181 amino acids)
Cellular component (GO): mitochondrial inner membrane
Molecular function (GO): S-adenosyl-L-methionine transmembrane transporter activity
Source: RefSeq, a predicted model, not a curated record
AUGCCAAAAUCAAAUACACGUACUAUUUCAGGGGCUUUUGCUGGAAUAUUUGUGAGCCUUUCCUUACAUCCAGUUGAUACACUUAAGACACUCAUUCAGUCCUGUCUUGUGGACCACAAGUCAAUGUUUUAUAUUGGUUUAACUGGAUUAUAUCGUGGCAUUGGCAGCGAUAUUGUAUCUUCAGCUCCAAUAUCUGCUCUUUAUACUUUCUCAUAUGAAUCAGUCAAAGGGACUUUGCUUCCUCUUUUCCCUAAGUAUCAUUCUUUAGCCCAUUGCAUGUCUGGUGGCAGUGUAAGCGUCGCUAUUUCUAUUAUUUUUACGCCUAGAGAGCGUAUAAAGCAGCAGGUCAAGAAACCGUUGGUUGGGAUUAUGAGAAAGGGUGGGCUGUCUUCACUCUACACUGGGUGGGGUGCUGUACUCUGCAGGAAUGUUCCACACUCAAUAAUCGAGGUUUUAUCUUUUUACAGUAACUGUGUUGCAUGUCACCAUCAUAGCAGAAAGGGCAUUCCCAUGUCGAGGGAUGUUGCAAGUUCUCGGAGAGAGUGA